This is a messenger RNA of Symbiodinium sp. CCMP2592, 1689 nucleotides long. NCBI's taxonomy places the organism in Eukaryota, Dinophyceae, Suessiales, Symbiodiniaceae. The record is from the annotation of a GenBank genome assembly.
AUGCUCGACUAUCAGGAGAAAAUAAUGCCAUUCACACUCCCAGAACUCGGCUACGCAUACGACGCACUCGAACCCAACAUCGAUGCGAGAACAAUGGAAAUCCAUCACACCAAGCACCACGCGGGCUACAUCGCCAAAGCGAACGCCGCGCUCGAAGGCACGGAAUGGGACGGCAAGUGCUACGGCGAGAUCCUCGCACGCAUCCAGAUGGUCCCUGAGAACAUCCGCACUGCCGUCCAGAACAACGUCGGAGGACACGCGAACCACUCCCUCUUCUGGUCCAUCCUCUCCCCCAACGGCGGCGGAGCACCAGAAGGCGAGCUCGCGGAGUGCAUCAACUCGACCUUCGGAUCAUUCGACGCGUUCAAAGAGCAGUUCGCAAACGCCGCCGCGACCCGCUUCGGAUCAGGUUGGGCAUGGCUCGGCUUCGACGAGAACGGCAAGCUCCACGUCGGAUCGACCCCAAACCAAGACUCCCCGAUCAUGUUCGGACACAAGCCAAUCCUCGGACUCGAUGUCUGGGAGCACGCGUACUACCUCAACUACCAGAACCGCCGUCCGGACUACAUCAACGCGUUCUGGAACGUCGUGGACUGGUCCAAAGGGUGCCACGGCUUGUCCGUCUUCGGCAAGCCGUGCCUUGGGUUCUUGAACCCCAUACCAUCGCGUGUGCGAAAGCAAACCCUCAUCCUCACGGCUUGGCUCGCGCUGCCGUUCAUCUGCCUCACGCUCAUCAUGGCGUGGAUCUUCGUCUCGCUCGACAAAGACCGAUUGAUGAACGAGCCCCCAGUCGGCGCCGGCGCGGGAGACACCGGGAACGCCAACGCGCUGGGACAACUCCUUGCCGGUCGUGACCCUGAUGAAAUUUCAAAGGCCAACGACGCUCGAAGAGAAGGCGCUGCCGUGGAUUGCUUCAACUGGCCCGGCGGCACGCUUUUGACAUUUGAGCACACCCCGUCCCCAGAACUCAGCGAGAUCACCCUCGAAGCACAGAUCGUGCUCAUAUCGCAAGGGGAUAUUACGAUCCUUGUCCGCCAUCCUGAACAACUCGAAGGCAACAAGUGGGGGAUUCAACUCGAUCAGUUCGAGACGACGAUUGAUAAAGCGCAGAUCGCAGUGGGGUACAGAACCGACAGCUCGGAUUCGACCGAUUGGAAUCAGACGACCAUCCCGCUCACCGUUGUUGCCGGCGACACGCUUUCUUCGAUCUGGCGUGCCUACCCCGAGCUCGAUCGGUACGACGACGAUGUCUGCAAACGCUACAUCAAACGAGCGAAGCGUCUACAGAACGCGUGGAAGUUCUGGGUGCUCGUCCUCAUCGCAUUGCCGUUGUCAUUGUCCGUUUGGCUCGGGGUGAUGUUCGGGACUGGUUACUUGCUCAAUGAGUAUUUCUACAAUAUCUCAGAGACACCAGAGACCAUUAUUCUUCUCUUGGUUGGUACGGGCAUCGCAUGGAUGCCUGCGUUCACCGUACUCCUGAUCCGUGAUCGCUGGCUGCAUCGCUGUAUCCGCAAGCAACUCGUCGGCGUCCAGUGCCCGCCGUGCGGCUACUCGCUCAUCGGACUCACGAUCAACAACCCCGAAGCCCCAAGUGUGCACUGUCCAGAAUGCGGACAGGUCACACUUCUAAGUGACCUGGGGCUGACCGAAGCGGACAUCGAUCCAACGUUGAUCGGUGAAGCAUCAUGA